Molecule: messenger RNA, 2265 nt
Organism: Aspergillus ochraceoroseus IBT 24754
Lineage: Eukaryota; Fungi; Ascomycota; Eurotiomycetes; Eurotiales; Aspergillaceae
Exons: 2
Coding region: 202-1962 (586 amino acids)
Source: RefSeq, a predicted model, not a curated record
CUCAUCUCUUCUUUGACUCUAGGGAGCCGUCUUUUAAACUCCCAGGGAAUAACCUUUCUCUAUAUUGGAUUUUUGUCUUUUGUUUUGUUCUUCCCCUCUUAUGAAAGUGGCGACCUGUAACCUGUUGCUCCCUUGACCUUCGCUCUUGCAUUCCAUCCUGCAUCAAAAUUGGGAGUUAUCUUCGGCCUGGGGUCGUUAAUCAUGGACGCAACAGCCCUCCUGUGCAACAUCUGCCCGAAGCGUCCAAAGUUUAGCGAUGUGUCCCACUUGCUAACUCAUAUUGCCUCCAAGGCCCAUCUCUCCCAUUACUUCAAGCUCCAAGUACGCAGCCACCAGGAGUCUCAGGCCGGGACCCUCCUUGACGAAUAUAAUCAUUGGUACAAGGCCAAUAAUUUGGCGAAGCUGCUGUCAGAUCGUCUAUCUUCGAAGGACACCCGCAAGAAGAAAUCACAGGGCAAGCCAUCGGCCCAGGGUAAAAAUGUCUAUAGGGGCACAAAGGACGCCUACAAGGCUACUACUCCGUUGUCCAGCUACAACCACCACAGCACGUUUUCCGACUGCAUUGACCCACGUCUUGCGGAUCCCUUUGUGAGCCAGGGCUCUAGGACAGAGCAUACCCAGCUUCCGGUAGCCACCGCGAAUGACCGGCCAACGGUAUCUACCCUCCAUCAAUGGAAACAUGAAAACAUGCCCGACUCCGAAGAUGAAGGGACAUCCCUGAUGCACACUACGCCAUGCUGGCCCAGGACUUUUCGAACCAAAGCAGCCCCAAAAGUUCAGCUAUCAGACAGACCAUUCGGUUACGAUCCUUUCGUUGACGACAACGAUAGCCCGGAAUGUCCGCACUCGGGCGAAAUGGACAAAGUGAGGGCAGAUGAAAUGGCGAGACUCAAGGGAGUUCUAUGGCCAGGGAUGGACAUCUUUGACUCUGCUACGGAACAGAUGAAACGAAAACGUAACCAGAAGAAGGACGAGAACAUUUUGAAGAUGAUGGAAAGGACCUCGAUGCGAGUCGAGCCCACAGAGCUUGUAUUCUCCCCUACCGGUGUUUUGCGGAAACAGCGUGUGAUAUCUGGUAACGUUGAGGACAGCAGCCCUCUGAAGGGCGAGACCCCCAUUCCAAAGAAGCGGGCUACUCGCUCAAAAAGAGUCCUCGCGCAAGUGGAUCCAAACACCCGACGUGUGCCGGAGCAGAAAAGGGCCCGGAAGGGUGUCAAAGAAGGAAUGUAUGUCUAUGAUGAUGAGACAGGCGAGAGAGGGCUGCACACUCCACGAGGUGUCCUCUUUCACGGACAAGGCCCACUCGGGAGCCGCACCUCUUGCGGAGAUGAUAUGGACGAAUUCAUGUUAUCCUUCCGCAACCAAGAUAUAAAACCCCGGAAUAAGGUUGCUGUUUUUCGUGAUAUUCCAGAGGUUGGCGAACCAAAGUUGGACGAACAUCACCAUGGUGUAGAGAGAUUGCUCUCCAGAGAACCAGCCAUCUCUCAAUCAGGUCUCCUGCGGCGCGAAAUGACAGCUUCUAGCGGCUUAUUUUCCCCGCAGAUGUCCACCAAUUUCCCAUCGUUCUUCGAGAAAGGCCCACAUGUUGCCACGGAUAAAGAGAACGUGGAAGCCCUUCUGGAUGUUUACGGCCGACUUGAUCCCUUCGCACACUGGCACUCACCUGUGACGAAAAGGCAUACGAACUCUGACGCGGGGCUGCAACCACAUUUGUUAUUCGGAGAUGCGCAGUGCCUUGGGUUCAAUCCAUUUGAAACCCACGACAGCCCAACCGGCUACUCCUUCAACCCGUUAUCCUCGUCACUGUCGAGAAUGUUGACGGACGAAAAUCCUAUUUACGCGAGCGACACUAGUCGCACCUUGAAAGCCCCCUCGACCACCCGUGCGAACUCCCCGGAUGCCACGAUCUCCGAGGUUGAGGACGAUGAUUUUGGGCGUCUGUACUUGGAUGGAAGCUCUUAGCCCUUCAAAGCAAAAAUUCACUCCCAUUUGCUGCCCACCGAUCUUCCUCUAGCCGUCUUUUUAUUGCAUUUUCUAGAAGCCAAGACUCACCGUUUAUUAAGUUCAGUAUCGAUCUUGGGCCAUCGAUCAUUAUUUUUCCAUACCCGGGGAUUGUCCCGAAAUCUUUAUAUAGCUGGCACCACCGUUAUACUCAUACAUACUGACGGGUUAGGGUUUCUGCCUGGUCAGUACUUGAACUGUUGAUUAUUUGUUACUGGGGUUUUGCGCGAGUACCGUAUACAUCAGACGAGAUGAAAUGAUAUU